Leptinotarsa decemlineata (Colorado potato beetle) is the source of this 370-nucleotide messenger RNA. RefSeq lists its product as uncharacterized. Lineage: Eukaryota; Metazoa; Arthropoda; Insecta; Coleoptera; Chrysomelidae. The record is from RefSeq and is a predicted model, not a curated record.
AUCUCGAACUACUACUCGAACGCGCGCCAUCUUGGCAGUCGUCGUUUGGACGUUGAGUGAGUUGGAGUGUUUUUAUGUUGCGCCUCAUUAGAAAACCUGUCGUUUAAAGUGCUGUUUUCACACGUUUCACUGUUCCCGCUGAUAAACCAAUGGUCACACAGUAUCAAGAUGGCGAGGAAGUAUAUUAGAAAAACUGAAAAAGCUAAGUGGACAGCAGAAGACCUUAAAAAAGCUAAACAGGCUGUUGAUAAUGGCUUAUCAAUGAGAAAGGCCGCGGAAAAUUUUGGAAUACCCUUUAGCACAUUACAAGUCCGAUUAAAGAGCGGUACUGAUUCUGACCCACGCUUAGGCAGGAAAUGUGACUUUCCUC